GUUGCGAGUUUCGAUAUUGAGAUAUCUGACUCGGAGUCUGAAUCUGAGUCAAGUGUAGAAGGGGGAGUGGUGCAGGACAAGGAUGAUCAGGAGGUGCAGGAAGGAUCGAAGAAAGAGGAUGAAGGGUCCGCCAGGAACACGUUUGGGGGGGUGAAAUGGGGGUGGAUAGGUUUACGAUGAUGGUCGGUACGGAGACGAAUGCGAAUGCGAAUACCCCCAAGGUAGUUCUAUCUGAACAACCUUCGAGGAGAGUUUCCAAGUCUCCAUCGCGAUCGCAUUCCCCUCUUCCAUCUCUUCCUCCUUCAGUACCCGCACAAGAGCCGGCAACGGUGAUGAAUGCAGGUGGGUCUAAACUCGUUACGAGAGCUCCUACCUCAAGAGAACAGAUGGAUUGCAGAGUCAUCCUUGCGCUAGACGUUCAGCUCUCGACGUUCCAUUUAAUGGACCAUAUAGAGUGGGACCUAUCUCCUCUCCCCUCCUCCCCCUCCCCAUCAUACCCUCUCCCAUCCUCCUUUCCUCCACAAUCCCCAAACCCACCCCACGUUACACCCGAACUUUUUGCGAAGACUUUAGCCGCGGAUUUAGGACUUGGCGGAGAAGCAGUUCCGCUCAUUGCCCAUGCGAUACACGAGGAAAUAUUAAAGCACAAGAAGGAUGCGAUCGAGUGGGGGGUGUUGGUUCCUGGCUCAGGAGUGUGGGUGGUGGUGGAAGUGGGGGAGGGAGAGGACAGAGAGGACCGAAGCCCUUGAGGGGGAUAUGGAGGGAGUGGAGUGAGGUGGGUGAGUUUGGGCCUAGGUUGGAGGUAAUUAGUCAGGAGGAAAUGGAGAGGAGGGAGGUCGAGAGGGAGAGGAUUGCUAGACGCUUACGAAGGGAGACGGCGAGGUUUGUUAAGAGCGCGAGUGGACGGCGGAGGCGAUAAAGGUGCGUUGGCAGUACUAGGGUGGGCUGCUGGUGUGUGUGGUAGUAUAUUCCGACGUGUGUGCUGUAGACUGGAGCCGUUUAUUGAAUCUGUCUUCAAGCCUGCGGCGUUCGUAUC
Molecule: messenger RNA, 1036 nt
Organism: Cantharellus anzutake
Lineage: Eukaryota; Fungi; Basidiomycota; Agaricomycetes; Cantharellales; Hydnaceae
Exons: 3
Coding region: 156-749 (197 amino acids)
Biological process (GO): chromatin remodeling
Cellular component (GO): nuclear chromosome
Source: RefSeq, a predicted model, not a curated record